This is a messenger RNA of Leishmania mexicana MHOM/GT/2001/U1103, 2505 nucleotides long. RefSeq lists its product as hypothetical. The transcript has a single exon. NCBI's taxonomy places the organism in Eukaryota, Euglenozoa, Kinetoplastea, Trypanosomatida, Trypanosomatidae. The coding region runs from base 1 to 2505 and encodes 834 amino acids. The record is from RefSeq and is a predicted model, not a curated record.
AUGUCCACCUAUGAGUGGGUGAUCGAGCAGGAGAGCCCCGACGGCGUGACAACACGUGUCGUGUUCGACUUCGCGGAUGGCAAUACUGUCAGCCACGGAAAUGGUGGCCGCGCGAACGUAUCUUCGUCGUCCUACCACCUGCAGCACCGCCGUGAUGGACGCGGGCGAGGCUCGACCGGCGGCACACCGUCGGCCGCUGGCUUCUUUGCUUUCAAGGAAGUCACUCGCUCGGAGGAAGGCAGCAGUCGGCGCAGCAGUAAGCGCAGUAACGGCAGCCGCUCGCGUCGUCAACGUCACCACCGCCUGGGCACCUCCGGCAAGGGCAGCAGAGAAAGCGGCAUCGGCACGAUGGCAGGAACGGCCGGCUCCGCAUACACAUCGACAUCUCUGCGGCAGCGCUACCAGCGCAUGCUGUUUGGUGGUGGUCGUGGUGGGAGGUCGACGACUGUUGCUGGUGUCUCGCGGACCCCAACAGUGCCGCCUGACGUCUCCGCGUCCGUGCUCGCUUCAGGACUUCCGUUGUCUUAUCGAAUCGACCCAAGCGCUGGCCUCAAUGACGACACCCACUCUCUCAGCUUCAACCCGCUUCGCGGGACGACCACGGGCGACCAGCCACCCAGCACCCUAUUUAUGUCUGCUUACGGUGCAGAACUGGUAGACGAGGACGAGCAUCAAAGCAGCAGCGGCUGCCUGAGCCGGCGGAACUGCUGCAGGACAAGGAGGGGCAGCAGCAGCCGCGACGGCGGCGUAUCGAGCGUGGUGUGUGCUAGCGUUACCUGUGACCUGAAUGCUGCAGCACCGCAGCACGCGGCUGGUGGCAUGCACAACACGGGCGACACCCCUCGGUGCUCCUCGGUGCUGAUUGCAGCCGCCACAACGGCAGCAGCUGCGCCGCCUUUGUCCUGUUACCACCGCCGCGUUGUGGCGCGCGAGGAGAGCGACGAGGACUUCACGAGCGAGACUGGCAUAGUCAACGGGAACGGCUCGUGUUACGUGCUGCGCGACGUGUGGGCAACGCGUGCCUCGUGCCCUCGCACCAUUACAACGGCUCGCGCGGCCGACUUCCCUGCAUUUCCACCGCUGCACCCCAUCAGCGUAGAAAAGGAAGAGGAGCCGACGGAGACGGUGACUAGGUGCUGUGGUCACCCCGCCGGUGGCACCGGCGCCCGCGAUGGGCUCAGUGGCAUUGCGGAUGCCAUGAGCACGCAGCGGGCGUCGUUCUCCCUCGCAACGAGCCAGGAGAGCAUCUGUGAAGAGGCCAAAGCAGAUGCAGCGGAGCACCACCGGCGGUACAACAAGAUGCUCCUUAAGAAAGAGCGUCAGUGGCGACGCGAUCGAGGGUGGCAGCCAACGGGGUCAAGUGAGGGCUGUACGUUCAGCUUCUGUAGGAUAGACGACUGGUACGCCGGCGAGGGCAGUCGAGGUCUCCGUGGUGGCGCGUCUGCCGGCCCCAGUCGGCGCGGUCGCCGAGAGCGCCCCUUGGGCGUGCGAGGAAGAUUGGACGCCUACGAGCCUAGAAGUAGCAGCAGCACCGACAGUAAUGAAGAUGACGCGGACGACGAGAGCUGCGACACCUCGUCUCUCUCGUCAUUAGAGUGUCUGAGCACCUCCUCGAGAGGUGACUUCGACGUGAGCCAGCUGCGGACGGACUCGGUCUUUGCAGCCACCGUGCAGUCUCUGGCGAGCCGAGCAGAGCGGGAGCGCAAGAAGAUGGAGGUGCGGGAAGAGCAGAUGCUCUGGUGUGAGGCUGCGCAAAACAAGGAGACAUCAAUGGCGCAACGGUUGCCGCUGCACUCACCAGCUACCUUCCGUGGCCUGAUGCCUUCAGCAGACGGCGCUGCCUCCACGACGCCGGCGAGUCCGCCAUCAUUGGCCAUCGCACUCCGUCGAGGAGACGCCGUGUCUGCCGGUGGGUUAAUGAGAAACGGUGUCGGGAGUGGCAGCGCUUGUCGCAGCGGCGCUGUCUCGUCGUUCUUUAUUUCACCAAUUCACCAGUCCGUGGCAGCAGAGUCGGCGGCCUGGGCGGCGGGUACAGGGUUCGAGUUUCUGGGGCAAGGUGGCCUUGGCGGCAACGACACCACGUCAUCGUCCUUGAUGCCCACCUCACGACCGGCGCCCUGGCAGCGCCGUGGCAGCGCAUCCGCAGCUGCAAGGGCCACCGUGAAUCGACGUCGCGAGCGGUCCGAAGACAACGAAGAGGGUUACGCGGAGGAGCUAAAGGACUCAUGCGACGGCGGUGCAUCGUCCUCCGCGACGCGCGUGAUCGCUGCUGAUGCCCAGGCUAGGACCCACCGUGCACGCAAAAAGCGUAAGCGAGGUGAUCGUGCUCGGCAGUCCGUCGUUGGCGAGUGUGGCGGCAGCCGCGCGUUGCGCCCCGUCGCGGCCCCAUCGAACGGCCCUCCGCUGGAGAUAUUACCAUGCAGCAAGGUGGAUAUGCGGGAAGACUUCCUCGAGUCGUUUCUGAUGGAGGCGAUGCUGGACGAGGGCGACUUUGCGCUUUACUAA